ACUGAUUAGCGAAUGGGGAAAUUUGUUGUUUUAUGAGGAGGCAGAUUUACUUUCUACAAUUGAUAAUGAUGAUGAAUUUGAGAUGGAUGAUUUAUUAUUGAAUCAAACACAUCCUGCGUUAGACAAUACAGCAAAAUGUCAAAUAAAAAAUAUUUUUGUUGAUAAUCUGGAAAGAUAG
Entrophospora candida is the source of this 178-nucleotide messenger RNA. NCBI's taxonomy places the organism in Eukaryota, Fungi, Glomeromycota, Glomeromycetes, Entrophosporales, Entrophosporaceae. The record is from the annotation of a GenBank genome assembly.